AUGUCAUCCUCAGCGAAAAAUCCAUCGAUGAUAUCAGAGCUCAAAAAAAGCCACAUUCCAGUGCCUUGGUGCGAUGAAUACGAGAGGAUGAUUAGUGGAAUGAACUUUUCAGCAUCUAAGUCCAUAGAACUUGAAGAUUAUAAGCUCCAAACUUUGACGAAACUGAACGAUUUCAACGACCUUACUAUUCCUGAUGGCAGCACGUUAAUGUCAUUAAAGACACGACGCAUGGCUGUAGCCAAAAGCUUGCUUGGCCAACUUGGCGAUGAGGUUACAAUCGAGCCGCCCUUUUUCGUGGGAUGGGGUUGUAAUGUGUUUAUUGGAGAUAAUGUUUACAUUAAUCGCGAAGUUUCGCUCUUCGAUAAUGCACUCAUUCAAAUUGGUGACCGUGUCCUUAUCGGGCCAGGUGUUUGUAUCUGCACGGGUACACAUGAGGUUGCAUCAAGUGAUAGGAAAGAAGCUAGUGGCACAUCCUUUGCUCGUCCGAUAAUCAUAGAGUCGGAUUGCUGGAUCGGUGCGAGGGUAACCAUUCUAGAUGGUGUACGCAUUGGUGCAGGUUCAACUGUGGCUGCAGGAGCUGUAAUUACACAUGAUAUUGCACCUGGGUGUCUGUUUGGUGGAGUACCUGCCAAGUUCAUUCGUGCAUUGAACUAA
Messenger RNA from Penicillium vulpinum, 654 nucleotides. Its product is annotated as sugar O-acetyltransferase. The record is from RefSeq and is a predicted model, not a curated record. The coding region runs from base 1 to 654 and encodes 217 amino acids. NCBI's taxonomy places the organism in Eukaryota, Fungi, Ascomycota, Eurotiomycetes, Eurotiales, Aspergillaceae. Gene Ontology annotation, molecular function: acetyltransferase activity. The transcript has 3 exons.